AACAUGAGAUUAGGUCCCCACCAAGAGAGACUCGGGAUGGAGACAGAAGCAGAGAGACUUAGCCAGAGUGCCAGCCCUGAAAGCAGUCUGUGUCAGAGGGAGCUGACUUCUAAUUGACCUGCCCGCCCCAUACGCAAAGCCAGAUCCUGGAGCUGGGAGGAGGGAGGGAGUAGAGCAAGAGCAGCGUUAAUGCAGCUAUCGAUUUCUGCCACCAGCCAGCAGGCCGCAGAGGCGGGGGACACACAGAGGGGCUAGGGCGCAGACUGCUUCCCUCCCCACAUCUCCAGCCCACGGGCGUCAGCCUUCUUCUGUCUUCUCCCCUCAGCCUGUGUCUAGGGCUCCUGGGGCUAUGGUCCAGGGCAGAGCAGCUGAGCUCGAUGGGCAAGGGCUAGGUGACUUGGCAUGACAGUCUCUGGCCCUGAUCUCACUGGCCCUUGUCCCCAACACCUAGCCAGGGUCACUGAUGCCUGGAGGAGUACUGAUCUCUGAGGACAGGGGCCCAACAGCCAACCUGGGCUUGGGCCUUAGGAGGUAGAAGGGAGCACAGCAAUCCUGGGGCAUGUGUGACCCCCUUCCUCUUACUACGAUCUGACCUCUGUGACACCCCCAGCCCAGUCUGGACACCCUGCCUGACCCUCCUGGGUUUGUCCUGCCAGCUGGCCCAGCUCUUCCUCACCACCCACCCGCCUUCACUAGGAAGGAGCUUAGGUGGGCCCGUGCCUGCUGGGGAGAGGCAGGGAGUGGCCGGCUGGCUGCUGAGGCCUGCUGUUCACCUCACCCUGGAGACAGAGCUUUUCCCUCGCCUGCACUCACUCCUCCUCGUGGCCACUCUUAGCAGUCCUGGACCAGGGGCCCUGCCUGCUCGGGGCCUCGAUUUCCCCUUCUGUAAGUGUACAGGGUUGGACUAGAUGACCUCCCGGGCCAGGCUGAGUCCUGUGACUGGGGGAUGGUGGGGUUGCCUGGGGACAAAGAUGCAGUGUGUGCCGCCCCUAAGCCCAGGGCCGGACAGGCCCAGCCAGAUGUGCGCCUCCCCCUUGAGUAGCCAGCUGCUCGGGGCUGGGCCCCGUCCUCCCACCCCUCUCCUGGGGGUUGCUGGGCCGUGGCAGGCAGACGCUAGAGAGCCAGGGCUGAUGAGGAAACUACCACUCGGCUCCAUCUGGAACAGUUCCUUCUAGAGCUCCUGGCCAAGGAGCCUGGCUGCUCACAUGCCUUAGUCUUGGGGCCUGAGCAGAACAGGCUCUGUCCUGGGAAGGGGCACCUCAGACAGGUGGACGUGGCUGAAGAACAGGCUCCAUUCCCUAGAGGGUCACACCUACUCUCUGUCCCAGCUUGGCAGCAGCCAGAGGUCCCUCGGGCCCACAGUCCUCUCUGCUCUCACUGGGACCUCCAUCCAGACCCAUCUGGGAGCCAGGCUGGCACAUAGCAGUGAGGCCUGAGUAGAGACAAGGGUCCCGAGGUUAGAGAGAGGGGGGGAAGCGUGUGUUGAUGUGUGCACAAGCCCCCCACCCUCCACCCCCCUGCCCUUGCGGGAGAAGGCUUGUCCUCUGGUACACUGCUGCCUGCCCUCUAGCAGGAGGAUACAUGCUCCUUGAAAUAAGGGUUCUGCUCUCUAUUUGGCAAACUCUGUUAAACAAAGUCAGUUUUCUUUACCUGCAGAACUUGCCAGGGCCUUGAGAUAAUUAAUGUGUAUUAGGAAUCUCUAAUGAGCAUCCAUGGGCAGCUUCCCAUACCUUUUGGUCUACAUCUCCAAGCUGUUCAGAGACUGUGCCCACCCCUCUUCUCCAUAGUUGGGUCAGUGAAAGAUGAGGAAGCAGAGGGUAACCUCUGAGGUUAAUAAAGUUCUCCCGCUCCCUCCUACCCCCAGGACAGGAAGGACUGCCUGCCUCCAUCGGGUCUUCCCAGACCCUGGCAGGGCAGAGGGAGACCCAGCUGAGCCUCCACCGUGCUACUUGGUGGCUGUGUAUCCGUGGGCUAGUCAGUUCUUCUCCCAAACCUUGUCUUCCUCACCUAUGAAACAGGAUAUCACUAGCCACUACUUGUGGGUUUCUCGUGAGUCUUAACUGAGGUAGUACAAAUUAGAAAUUCCUAACUGUGGCUGGAACUUAAUGAGCGCCUAGCCCGGCUGUGGUGGUUACAGUGGCGAUACAGCUGGUGGUGGAGGAGGCCCUGACCCUGUGUCCUCUUGUGCCGACAGAGUGAAGACACUUGCACGUGGACGCCUGACCAUGUGCCUGCGCUGAGCAGCAGAGCCCACCAGGCAUCUCUGUCGUGGGCAGCAGGACUCCGGUGCUCAUCUGUGGACUCCCCGCAGUUGGCAGGUUCCCCCACCAGCGGGGUCUGGGCCUUGGCCCCACCAUGUCGAGCCUCGGCAGCGGCCCCCAGGACAGCGGCGGUAGCAGCAGCGGCAGCAACGCCAAUGGCAGCAGUGGCAGCGGCCCAAAGGCGGGAGUGGCAGACAAGAGUGCGGCGGCGGCGGCGGCGGCUGCGCCAGCCUCGGUGGCGGAUGACGCACCACCCCCUGAGCGCCGGAACAAGAGCGGCAUCAUCAGUGAACCCCUCAACAAGAGCCUGCGCCGCUCCCGCCCUCUCUCCCACUACUCUUCCUUUGGGGGCAGCGGUGGCAGUGGCGGUGGCAGCAUGAUGGGCGGGGAGUCUGCCGAAAAGGCUGCCGCGGCCACAGCCGCUGCCUCCCUGUUGGCCAAUGGGCACGACCUGGCGGCGGCCAUGGCUGUGGACAAAAGCAACCCUACCUCAAAGCACAAAAGUGGUGCUGUGGCCAGCCUGCUGAGCAAGGCAGAGCGGGCCACGGAGCUGGCAGCCGAGGGACAGCUGACGCUGCAGCAGUUCGCGCAGUCCACGGAGAUGCUGAAGCGCGUGGUGCAGGAGCACCUACCGCUGAUGAGCGAGGCGGGCGCUGGCCUGCCCGACAUGGAGGCCGUGGCGGGCGCCGAAGCCCUCAAUGGCCAGUCCGACUUCCCCUACCUGGGCGCCUUUCCCAUCAACCCGGGCCUCUUCAUCAUGACCCCGGCGGGCGUGUUCCUGGCUGAGAGCGCGCUGCACAUGGCCGGCCUGGCCGAGUACCCCAUGCAGGGAGAGCUGGCCUCCGCCAUCAGCUCGGGCAAGAAGAAGCGGAAACGCUGCGGCAUGUGUGCGCCCUGCCGGCGGCGCAUCAACUGCGAGCAGUGCAGCAGUUGUAGGAACCGAAAGACUGGCCAUCAGAUUUGCAAAUUCAGAAAAUGUGAGGAACUCAAAAAGAAGCCUUCCGCUGCUCUGGAGAAGGUGAUGCUUCCGACGGGAGCCGCCUUCCGGUGGUUUCAGUGACGGCGGCGGGAACCCAAAGCUGCCCUCUCCGUGCAAUGUCACUGCUCGUGUGGUCUCCGGCAAGGGAUUCGGGCGAAGACAAACGGAUGCACCCGUCUUUAGAACCAAAAAUAUUCUCUCACAGAUUUCAUUCCUGUUUUUAUAUAUAUAUUUUUUGUUGUCGUUUUAACAUCUCCAUGUCCCUAGUAUAAAAAGAAAAAGAAAAGAAAAAAAAUUAACUGCUUUUUCGGAAGAACAACAACAACAGCAAAAAGAGGUAAAGACGAAUCUGUAAAGUACCGAGACUUCCUGGGCAAAGAAUGGACAAUCAGUUUCCUUCCUGUGUCGAUGUCGAUGUUGUCUGUGCAGGAGAUGCAGUUUUUGUGUAGAGAAUGUAAAUUUUCUGUAACCUUUUGAAAUCUAGUUACUAAUAAGCACUACUGUAAUUUAGCACAGUUUAACUCCACCCUCAUUUAAACUUCCUUUGAUUCUUUCCGACCAUGAAAUAGUGCAUAGUUUGCCUGGAGAAUCCACUCACGUUUAUAAAGAGAAUGUUGAUGGCGCCGUGUCGAAGCCCCUCUGUAUCCAUCCACGCGCGCGGAGCUGCCGCAAGGAGCUCACAGAGCGGGAGGGAGCAGCCCACCCCCCCCCCCCCGGGCCCAGGCCAGCCUUGCUGUACCCACGGUCCCCAGAAUGGGACCCCCCCCCCAACCCUAACAGUGAUGAUUUUGCAAAAACAAAAGUUCUGUUCGUUUAUCCAUUGAGAUCUGGGAAGCUCAUGUCUCGAUAUUUCUGAUCCUGGCUACUUCCCUUAGAGAAAAUGAGCCCUUUUUUUCUGGCCUCACGGAUGGCAACAGAAGAAAGGGCUUCUCUGCGUGGCCCCCUGCCGGUGGGGGUGGUGCCCAGGGGCCCCCUUGCCCAUGGCCAGCUUCCUGCUGAUGAACAUGCUGUUUGUAUUGUUUUAGGAAACCAGGCUGUUUUGUGAAUAAAACGAAUGCAUGUUUGUGUCACGAAGCA
This is a messenger RNA of Delphinapterus leucas (beluga whale), 4317 nucleotides long. The record is from RefSeq and is a predicted model, not a curated record. Lineage: Eukaryota; Metazoa; Chordata; Mammalia; Artiodactyla; Monodontidae.